Molecule: messenger RNA, 2868 nt
Organism: Funneliformis caledonium
Lineage: Eukaryota; Fungi; Glomeromycota; Glomeromycetes; Glomerales; Glomeraceae
Source: the annotation of a GenBank genome assembly
AUGGAUGAUGCAAAAAUUGAUAUUAAAAAAAUGAUCUCAAGACAAAUAAGAAAUCAACCAUUAUCAUUAUAUAGUCGUCAACUCUUCGAGAGAAUACGUAAACCAUAUCAAAGAAUUGUUCGAAAAAAUCUUUAUGAUUUAAUUGAAAAUUUGAAUAAUUCGACCAAUUUGAAAAUUCUUAAAUCUAUGGUGGAAGAUCCGAGUGUACACCUUUCGGAGAAUGAUCUAUACGCUUUACAAGAAGAAUUAACCUUUAUUCAAGAAUUUGACGAAUUUACGCAAGAUAAUCUGGAAAAACUCGAAACUCGUGUUAAAACCAUUACAUCUGUUCUUGAAUUCGUCAAAUUAUUCAUCUAUCACUUCCUGGGCAACAUCAUUAAAUCAUUAUAUCCCAAAGGAGGAGACAAUUCACAAGUCAAUCUUCGUGUGGAUUACUUUAUAAAAGAUUUGGUGGGAUCAUUAGGACACUCUGGAUUUGAUGGAUGUAUUGGAAGAAAUAUGCCUUUUUUGUCUCUACCUUUAAAGCAGCGUUGGGAAAGGUUACGUAAUACUUGUGACUUUGGAAAUUUGGUAUCUCCCUUCUUUACAAAUUAUUACCUUUUAAAGAAAAUUAAAAUGAUUAUUAAAACUUGGUCUUAUGAGGGUAACAAAAUAAUGAUUUCAAAAUAUGGGAAGCGUUUGUUAUUAGAGUUCAUGUGGAUGCAUGCCGAUAAUAUUUGGUCUGAAGAAAUGAAAUGUAAUCGAAAGAUGAAUUCAAGUAAUGAUGAAAUCCUUACACAGUGCCAGUUAAAUAAUAUUGUAUCCUUGUUUGGAAUUUUGGACCUAAUGGAAAGUUAUAUGGUCGAAAGUGAAAGUUUAUCAAUUUUGGCACUUGUCUAUUAUUUUGUUAAAGAAUCUUUACAAAAAACGACAAGUGCCCCGAUACAAAUCAAGUCCACCAUCAUUUUACUUCGAUUAUAUUUUCGUGAUGGAAAUUUUUCUAAAAUUAUCGACCAGGAUUUUGAAACUUACCUACAAGACCUUUGUAAAGAAAGCACGGUGGCUAUGACUCAUUUCAAAACAUUUCUAUUAGCUAUAAAAUCAAAAUUAUGUCAAGAGAUUUCAAUGAAUGAUACCUUAUUUGAAAAUUUGGAAACGAACUUUUUAUCACCAAUACAAAAUGGAGGGAAAAUAUCAAGCACGAAUAAAAAUAUGAUCGAUUUAAUAGCAGAUGAAAUGAUGUGUUCGGUUACUUUAGAACCUGGAGAGAAUCUUUGUAUUCUUGGGUGUAAGCACAUCAUCAGUUACGAAACAUUCCUCAAUAUAUUAAGAAUGUCAAAAUAUAAAUGUCCUCAAUGUCGUCAAGAUAUACAAGGUAACGAAUGUAUCUUCUUACCGCAAAGCCACAUAUAUUCAUAUUUUUAUGUUCACUUUGCCGCGUUCGGAAUAGUUAGUACAACACCGAUUCUUACGGCCAAGGCAAAUAGGGAAAGUUAUUUUUCGACUCCUUUAAUCAGAUUUGAUUCUGCAACGAUGUCAUCGACCGUUUUUAAUCUUGAGGAAUCGGAGGGGUUACCAAAUCAUAAAUCAAAUAUUCACAGGGAACCAUACCGAAUUUGGUGGCCUCUAAAGAUGGCAAAGAAAUUGCAUCCAGCUUAUAACGAGGCAUUAAAGGCUCUAAAUAAUAAGCGAUAUGAAGAAACUGUGUUGUGGCUUACCUGCCUAUUGCAACAUUAUCCAAGUAGUUACUCUGCGAGAUGCGAUCGUGCGUAUAUUAAUUCCUUGUUACUUGGUCAGCAUUUUCGAGCACUUGAAGAUUUAAAUAUUGCUUUAUGUAUAAAGAAGAAAAAUCCGCAUGCUUGGUAUUUACGUGGAGAAAUAUUUCGAAGGAUUGGCCAUUAUGAGGAUGCACUCGUUGAUAUAAAUAAAUCAUUACAAUUAUCAUCAGAAAGCGCUAUUUCAUAUGGAAUUCGUGGUGCCAUACUUUAUAAAUUGAAAAGAUUUAAUAAAGCGCUUGAGGAUUUAGAUUGUUCUUUACAAAAGUUACCUAACAAUGGAUACUGUCUUAGUUUUCGAGGGGCUACACUAAUGAAAAUUGGAUCGAAUAAUAAGGCGCUUGUUGAUUUUAACAAAGCCUUAGAGAUUAAUUCUGGUGAUGCGUUUGCGCUUGUUAAACGAGCGAGUCUUCAUCAUACACUUUGUUUGAAUGAUUCUGCACUUAUCGAUAUCAAUAAUGCUCUGAGCAUUAAUCCAUGUAAUUACAAGGCGCUUUUGAUUCGAGGAGAGAUAUUUGCUGCGAUGAAACGAGACUCGGAAGCAUUAUUAGACAUCAAUAAAUCUUUAGGUAUAAACCCAAACAACAUUAAAGGAUUGAAAAUUCUUGCCAAAUUAUAUCAUAAAAUGAAUCGUAAUGAAGAGGCUCUUGAGAAUCUAGAUAAAGUAUUGAAUCUGAAAUCUAAUGACGUUUCAAUACUUGAAUUACGAGGUGAAAUUUAUCGAUCGAUGUGCUGUUUUGAAGAAGCGAUUGAUGUUUUUAAUCGAAUAUUACAACUCGAUUCCAAUAAUAUAUUUGCUUUAUCCUAUCGUGGUGCUACAAAAUAUGAUCAGGAAUUAUAUGAAGAAGCCUUGAUGGAUGUGAAUAAAGCCUUUGAAUUACGACGAGAAAACAAUUCAUUUAUAUUAAAGACGAGAGCAAGGAUCUUUAUAGCAUUGGAGCGAUUUCAUGAAGCAUUAAUGGAUCAAAAUAAAAUAUUAGAAAACGAUCCCGAUAAUAGUGUCAUCCUUUUAGAACGAAGGGAAGUGUAUCAUAAAUUAGGUGUUUGUGAUAAAGCACGCCCGAAUUCGACACAACGAUGUAGGAUAACAUUAAAGCCUACUUAUACAUGCUAA